AUGUUUUUACAAUAAUAAUUAUGAUAUAGCCAUCCAAAAUGUUCACGAGAAUAACUCUCAACUUUACGAAAAGAAACUUCUCCAGUGAAGUUGGCGGAAAAACUACUGCCCUAUACAACUUUCACUUGAAAAACGGUGGAAAAAUCGUUAAUUUUGGUGGGUUUCUCUUACCAGUUCAGUAUAAUGAUUUGAAGAUAGUCAAUUCACACUUAUUCACACGAAGAAGCGCUUCACUUUUCGAUGUAUCGCAUAUGCUUCAAACGGAAAUAAGAGGAAAAACUUGUAUUGACUAUGUGGAAUCGACUUGCACCGCAGACAUACAGGGUAUGGAAGAUAAUACAGCCAGUCUGACCGUAUUUCUCAACGAGAAAGGGGGCAUUCUUGACGAUUUGAUAGUGACAAAAAUUUCAGAGGAGCAUUUGUACAUUGUUUCGAACGCCGCUAGGCGAGAACACGAUCAAACAUUGUUAUUGAAAGCUUUGGAUGCCCACAAGAAGCGAUAUCCUAGUGCCGAUAUAAACGUGACUUUUUUCGAUCCCUCAGAAAAAAGUUUGAUAGCAUUGCAAGGCCCAAAGGCAGCUGAAGCAUUAACGAGUAUAACAGAUGUAGAUAUUUCCAAGUUGUACUUCAUGAACACCCUGGUAGGAAACGUUGCCAAUGUUCCAGAUUGCAGGAUAACCAGAUGCGGUUAUACGGGAGAAGAUGGAUUCGAAAUUUCGGUGCCUUCCUCAAAUAUUGAGCAAGUGUCGGAGGCCUUGAUUGCGAAUGAAAAUGUCAAGUUGGCUGGUCUUGGAGCACGAGAUUCUUUGAGGUUGGAAGCCGGCCUUUGUCUAUACGGAAAUGAUAUUACUGCAGACACCACCCCAGUUGAAGGAGCUUUGACUUGGCUCGUCGCGAAAAAGAGACGAGAAUUGAAGAAUUUUCCCGGAGCUGAAGUGGUUCUCGAGCAGAUCAAAGAAGGUUCAAUGGUUAAGCGAAUAGGUUUGAUAUCUGAAUCGGGCCCACCGGCACGACAAGGUGCCAUUAUUUUAGGAGCAGACAGCCGACCAAUAGGACACGUGACGUCAGGAUGUCCGUCCCCUUCAUUGGGCAAAAAUAUAGCGAUGGGAUACGUUCCCGUGGGCCAAAGCAAGAAAGGAACCGAACUCAGCUUGAAAAUCAGAGAUAAAAUCUACGAGGCUGUAGUCAGUAAAACGCCGUUUGUGCCUGCUCAUUAUUAUACCAAGAAGAAAUAGAGUGGAUGCUCGAAGAGGUUUCAUCGAUUUAUUCCUAUAAUAAUGAUGAAUACACCUUUGAUAUACCUUACAGAUAUAAAGUGCUCAAAGAAACAAGUGGACCACUGAAAUUAUCGACAAUUUUCAAACUGCCAUAACUUUUCGAAAAAUUAAUAGAUUUUCAGUCGGAAUGCAGUGUUUGGAAGAUGCGAUUUUUCUGUUCAAGAUUCCAUGUUCAAAACUCGUCGGGAGUUUUUCUGUCAUUAUACACCAAGUGUUCCAAAAAAUUAUUACAAAAUUGAAAAAAUUCUAACGCUUCCGUAUUCCAGGGAUUUUUUUCAAUUUUUCUAUUAAGAGUUUUUUCCGAAAGUUAAAGCCAAUAUUUCGAAACGGUUUUGUAAUCUUCCAUAUUCCUCAUACAGGAUGUUGAAAAUCGAUGAUUUUUCAUUUUUAGGUUUUCAUCACAUCAUUUCUGAUUUUAAAAUUAUGCAAGCCACAUUCAACGUAUUUUGCCACUUUAUACGAGGGAACACAUCCUAGAAAAUGAAUUCAUAUUGCGUUGAAAUCAUCGACAACUUUAACAAGGGAAGAAUUUUUUUUAAAGAAAUGUUCAAAAUUUGGUGAAAUCGUCUGUUCAGUUUGGUGCUGCCAUAACCAUAUGCUAUGCUAAACACAAAUCCUUUUUUUGGAUCGAUUCCUCUGCUCAAUAUCUCGAAUUGAUAUCUUGAUUCUUCAGAUAAGGCAAGGUGUUGCAGUGGUAUUAAUUGCGUAAAUGAGUGUUGAAUACAGGAAAUCGACUUUUUCGAUUGAUUUCCGAUUACGCGAUGAAAAACUUUGUGAUAAAUAGGUUUCUUGACUUCAUGUCAGCUCAGGAAUAUCUUAAAACCAUUGUAGCAUCGUCAUUGUAUGAAUUGGUCAGAAAAAUCCAGAAGGGCCUUCUUGCGCCCCCUUGGAUUGCCUUAUCUGAAAAAUCACGAAAUCAAUUCGAGAUAUUGAGCAGAGGAAUCGAUCCAAAUGAAGGAUUUGUGUUUAGCAUAGCAUAUAGUUAUGGCAGCACCAAACUGAACAGACGAUUUCACCAAAUUCUGAACAUUUCUCAAAAAAAAAAAAAAAUUCUUCUCCUGUUAAAGUUGUCGAUGAUUUCAACGCAAUAUCAAUUCAUUUUCUAGGAUGUGUUCCAUCGUAUAAAGUGGCAAAAUACGUUGAAUGUGGCUUGCAUAAUUUUAAAAUCAGAAAUGUGAAAAAAACCUAAAAAUGAAAAAUCAUCGAUUUUCAACAUUCUAUAUGAGGAAUAUGGAAGAUAACAAAACCGUUUCGAGAUAUUGGCUUGAACGUUCGGAAAAAAACUCUUAAUAGAAAAAUAGAAAAAAAUCCCUGGAAUACGGAAGCGUUAGAAUUUUUUCAAUUUUGUAAUACGUUUUUCGAACACUUGGUGUAUAAUGACAGAAAAACUCCCGACGAGUUUGUAACAAGGAAACUUGAACAGAAAGAUCGCAUCUUCCAAAUACUGCAUUCCGAUUGAAAAUCCAUUCAUUUUCUGAAUAUAUAUGGCAGUUUGAAAAUUUUCGAAAAUUUCAGUGGUCCACUUGUUUCUUUGAGCACUUUGGAUACCUUUCUGCCAGAACAUAGUUAGUGACAUUUCUUCAGAAAAUGAGUUUUUGAUAGUAUCGUAAAGUCUGGGCCAUAAAGAAGGUCCCGCCAGAGUAUCAUAAGCUGAAUACGCAUAGUUUGGCAGUAAUUCAACUUUUAUAUGACUGUGACCUGCAGACUAUCGUAACGUCAGCAUCACGUGGUACCAAUCCUGUUGCUAACAAGCGGUUCUGUGCUAUUGAUCAUUUUAGAACACGGAAAACGAUCCCACUAAUUCUGGUUUUCUAUGACAGAUCUUGACAAAAUACAAUGUUUGUCCCUCAGCAACCUGUCAAAUGACGUAAUUCUGGAAUGACUAAUACGAUAUUUUUCUAUUUGUUGUUUGUGAAUGUGGUGGCAACGUAAGUAACAAAAUUUUCUAAUAAACUCACAGAAAUAGAGAAAAUUCGACUAUACUUUAAUGAAAAUAAACAUUUAUUCAAGACACUUUCAGAUCAAUGCAACUGACCACAUUAGAUAGAUUGUAUAAACUGCUCCACAUUUGAAGAGAGACAAGCAAAAACUUCUAUCAUUUUCGAACCGUCAUAACUUGGAGGGGAUCAAGCAAUUUUCAAUUCCUUUCAACAUUCUGAUAGCUCAUUCCAUUAGGUACAACGUCAGUACUUUUUUGUUAUUCCACCUCUUCGACAUGAAGACCUACUGGGUGAUAAUUUUCGAAAAGUUUGGGAUCACCCCGUUUCACCUGAAAUUUUUUUUAUGCUUUAUUGAGGGCGAUAAAAUGACGAACAAUGAGUUUUCUCGAAAUGGUUUUGAAUUCAAGAGGAUUCAUACAGGAUGUUUGAAUGUAUGGAAUUUUUCACAACAUAUUGCAUUCUGAUAUGUUCAACCACCAUAAACUCAACUUCAAUAAAAGUUCACAUUGGCAUAUCUUCAACGCCAUUACUACACAAUGUGUUGUAUAUUUUCCAAUAUAUGGGAUGUAGAAAUAAAUUGAAAUAUUAUGAAAAAAAUGCCGUUAAUAAUUAUUAUCAACACAAUAUUUAUAAUGAAAAAAUGAAAAGUAUAUAAAAUUGACAUGAAUCGUUGCCCCACGUUAGUUAUCUUGAGAGAUAGUAUGAAUACUCUUCGGUAUCAAUAACACAUUCAUUGUAGGGAAUCUCAAACCCAGUAUUGUUAAAUUCGUUAUGAUACUCCCUAACCACAUAUGGCAUAAAAUACAGGAUGUCCCAUGCGAAAAUUGAAAGAUGGAGUCGUUUCUGGUCAAACCGGGAAGUGAUGGGAGAGUACAGAAUUUCGAAAAAUUUACCAAUCCUCGAAUUCUACACCCCUGCCAAAUUCGAAUCUCAUACCUCUGGAAAUCUGGAAAUCAUGGUUUGUCUGAAGAAUUCGAUGAUACCCGGUAUGUUUGAAAAUGUACAACACAUUGUAUAGUGGUAGCGUUGAGUAGGGUGAGCUAAUCUAAAGUUCUGUUGUUGAGUUUAUGUUGGUUGAACAUCAGAAUGCAAUAUAUUGUGAAAAAUGCCAUAUAUCACAACUUCCUGUAUGGAUCUUUGGGAAUCGGAAAGCAUUUCGAGAAAACUCAUUAUCUUCAUCUUAUCGCCCUCAAUGAAACAUAAUAAAAAUCCCUGCCAAACGGGGCGAUCUCAAACUUGCCGAAAAUUGCAAUAUAAUGUGGAAAAUUCCAUACAUCGAAACAUCCUGUAUGAAUCCUCUUGAAUUCAAAACCAUUUCGGGAAAACUUAUUCGCCCUCAAUAAGACAUAAAAAAAAUCCCAGUGAAACGGGGUGAUCCCAAACUUUUCGAAAAUUAUCACAUUUUCAGAUAUCACCCUGUAGCUCUUCAUGUCGAAAAGGUGGAAUAACAAGAAAGUACUGACGUUUUACUCAACGGAGGGACCUAUCAGAAUCUUGAAAGAAAUUGAAGAUUGGUUGAUCCAAUCCAAAGUUAUGACGGUUUGAAAAUGGUAGAAAUUUUUGCUUGUCUCACCGCUGAAAUAUUAUAAACUCUAACAUUCAGUAAUUUUGACUCUGUGAGACAGUCAUAGAAAAAUUGCAUAGUUCAGAAAUAGCUUUAUUAUAAAAAUAUCAAAACGAAUGAGGUCAAUAUUUUUUUCAAUAAUAAUUAACAAUACUUCAACGAGAACAAAAAAUAUCAUAAAUCAACACCUCUCAAACACUUUGUAAAGGUUCGGAAGAUUGGCUAUCUCUAAAAUAGCCCCAUUUUCCGUAAAACUCUUCGGCGGAAUGAAAUAGUUCUUUAUCGCCGGAAACAAAACGAACUCCGUGACCCACUGCCAGCUUUUUCCAUUUUGAUUGAUCUCAUUGGGCACUUCGGCAUAGAAUUUGGAUGUUUCUCUAGCAAAAGAUUCGAAAAAUUCUUUCUCAGAGUCCCAAUUCACUUCCGUGGCCAAUCGAAUCACGUACAUGGGCAGCGAUUUGGGGUCUGGCAAAUAGUCCUCUGGAAGGAAUUUCGAUGAUCAGCGAUACAAAUACUAUGUAC
Messenger RNA from Phaedon cochleariae (mustard beetle), 5303 nucleotides. The record is from the annotation of a GenBank genome assembly. NCBI's taxonomy places the organism in Eukaryota, Metazoa, Arthropoda, Insecta, Coleoptera, Chrysomelidae.